AUGGUUAUUACCAAGGAAGAAUUAAACGAAUUAUUCAGAGAAUGUCAAUCGCAUAAACGUAAUAAUCCAUCUCAUAUCCUCUCAAAGCUACAUGCUAUUAUCGAUGAUCUGAUUGAACAUGUUGAACGAUCACAUGACGUUCGAAAAGUAUUCGGUGGUCUUGUCAAAGAAGCCAUACAAGAUGAAAUUCAGUCAAUCAGUUCAAAUCAGCAAACUAAUGGCGAUGAUGUUUACCGGCAAAUUAUUAUUUUCUCAUUAGAUCUUCUUUGUCGAUAUUUACUUGUACUUGAGAAUUUAAUUAGUGAUAAUGAUCAACGUAAUGGAACUCAAAAUAAUAAAAAACAGAAAUGGUCCGUUCAAACUUGUUAUACUGAUUGGUGUACUAAUGAACGCGAUGAAAUACUUUAUUUGUUUACGAAUUUCAUUAAACUUGAUCUUCGACAAUUUUGGCAUGAAACUGAACGAUUAGAAGAUCAACAAAUUGGGAAUACGAUUGUCGAUGCAUGUUUAACAAUUAUUCGAAAUAAUCAAUUUUCAUCACGAUCAAGAACAGUGAAAGAUUAUUUAUCAUUUAUAUUAGCCUUAACUAUUGGAUUAUUUCGUCUUGAAGAAGAGUCUAGUAUGAAAAUUAUUCAAAUGUUACAAAUUCAAGAACAUACAGCCACCAUCUAUUCAGCUGUUGUUGUUUGUCAUGUAAAACAUUUUCGAACAGACACAUUAUUAGAAAGAAUUAUUAAUGAUAUUUGUCAUGUAUGUUUGUCUCCUGCAAUGAUUCAAUCAUCUCUAUCAAAUGGCUCAUGUCGUUCAAAUAAUUCACAAUCAAAUACCCAAAACGAAUCAAAUAGUUCUCGUACAAUGGCAAAAUUGCUGGAUGAAUUAUCCACUCAUAUAUCUGAUCAUUUAAUAGUUUAUAUCAAUCGUUUACUGGAUUUAUUCGAUAGUGAUUGUUUACAAAUGCGUAAUUGUUUGUUAAAUAUUUGUGUAAAUAUAAUUCGCUAUUGUUCAUCAUUAUCUGAAUAUAAAGAAUUACGUGGUGAAUUAUUUCUUUUAAUAAUUGAUCAAUAUUUUCUGGAUUCUAACGUUCAUGUACGAUCGCAUGCCAUUGGUUUAUGUAUGAAUUUGGUUGAAUCAAAAUUAAUUCCAACUAAAUUUUAUUGUCAUUUAACACAAGCAACUUUUGAACGAAUGAAUGAUACAUCAUGUAUCGUAAGAAAACAUGCUAUACAGUUAGCAACAAAAUUACUCAAAUUUAAUCCGUAUACAGAUAGGUUUCUUCCAAUUGAUCAAAUGCUUGAUGAAUACAAUGCUGAAAUGAAUAAAUUAAUUCGAUUACAAAAAUUAUUAGGACAAACAUUAAAGGUAGAAAGUGUUCCAGAUGAUGUAAAUAAAACGUAUGAAGAGGAACACGAGAAUGAUCUUGAUAAUCAACAUGUUUUAUUUGAACGUAUUGUUGAACAAAAGCAACGCGUUUGCGCAAUGUAUUCAGCUGAUGAAUCAUUACCAUCAUUUGAAAAAUAUAAUGUUGAAAUGAGUAAAUUAAUGCAGUUGCAAAGUAAACUCAAUAAUUGUUUAUCUACUCACUCUGAUAUCGAAAUAAUCGACGAUGAAGAACCAGAUGAAAAGGCAACAAGAUUAUUCGAUAAUAUGGUUAAACAAUCGAAACUUGUAUCCUAUCUACAUAAUGCAACUGAUUUUUGUAAUCAUCUUCGAAGAUUUCUUGCUAAAGAUACGUUCUAUUUGCUAAGUUCAAAAGUAACAAGUGAUGUUCUUGAAAUAAUUGAUUUUCUUGUUUUGUGGUCAACGUUUGAAUGUGAAUCGACUGCGUACAAGAAACUUGAACAAGAUAUGUUUUCAUUGAUCUGGUCAAAUGAUAAAAAUAUUUCUAACGCUGUUAUUAAUGCAUUUAAACGAAUUUGUAUUAAAGUUGAUGAAGAUAAUACAGAUGAAAAGAUAUCAUCAAAAAUAAUUAUUGAAAAAUUACUUGAUCAUAUCGAUUUAAAUUUAACAUUAACAUUUGAGCAUAUACUAAAACAACUUCUCAGCGAAUCUGCAUCAGUAACAGCAAAUAUAUUAUCUUUUAUUGAUGCUCUUCUUGAUUACUAUUUGGAAUUAACAACAAAUAAUUCAAAAAAAAACUCGUCUGACGAUUUUAUUAAACUAAUUCGUCAACGCCAAUCAUCAUUCUUACAAUUAAUAUCAUUAGUUAUUCCCUAUGAUAAAAAACAUCGUUUAUCAUCACAUUUCAAUUGCAUUAUUCAAAAUUUUCUACGUAAAAUUAGUUCAGAGAACCUUGAAUAUGUUCGAUAUCAACUGCAAAUUAUUUCAAAUAUAUUAACAGCAAAAAGUUCAUAUAGCAUUCCCAAUGAAUUUUAUGAUUUAAUCAUUAAAAAAUUGCUUGAUUCUGAUAUAAAAUGUGAUCAACGUUUAUGGAUCAAUUGUAUGAAACAAUUCAUAACUAUUCUAUUUCUUAAAGAACCUAAUCAACUUUCAGCCAAUGAUCUAAUGAUGAAAUUUCAUCAGGCAUUAGCUGAUCAGAUUCAUUGGUCAUUCGACUAUACAGAUUAUCAACCGAAAGUACAUGAUAUAUCAUGGAGAACAAUAUUCAUUCGGAUGUUAGCAUCAAUAAAUGCUUUAUUAAGUCAUCGAGUACAAAAAAUUGAAUGUAUUAAUUUAUCAUCAAUUAAAAAAGUUCAACAAGAGAAUGAUUCUUUUAUUACCAAUGAUGAUGAUAAUGAAACUAACAAUGAAAAUUCUUUGCUAUCGUCAUCAUCAUCAUCAUCAUCAAGACAAUUUGUUGAUGAAAAUAAUCAGCACAAUACAGAUAACCAAGAAGAUGCCACAUCGAUUCAACAGCAAAAUUCUGAUCUUAGCCAACUUGAAAAUGAAUUACUUCAAUCAAAUACAUUUUUUUCUUCAAUUGAAAAAUGGAUGGAAACAUUCAUUUAUGAAGAUCAUUCAUUGUAUGAUGAAAAUCUUGUUUCAACCAGUAUUCUAACUUGUACUCGUAUGAUGUAUGUGUCAUCGGUUCUAUGUUCAAAAUAUGUUGAUCGAAUCUUUGAACUUUCUAAAAUAUGCGCGUAUUCAUCUGUACGUUCUGCUUUAAUUGUUUCUCUUGGCGAUCUUCUUCUACGACAUCCAAAUAUAAUUGAACCAUUUACACCACAAUUUUACGCACAAAUUCAUGACAUAGAUUUAAGUGUUGGUGAAACAGCAUUAUGUACUAUUGCAAUACUUAUUUUACGAGAAAUGAUUAAAGUUCGUGGUUAUAUUAGUGAAAUAGCAUUGUGUUUAUUUCAUUCUCAUACACCAAUAUCAAGUAUAGCUCAACAUUUUUUUGAUGAAUUAUCAUUACGUCAACGUGGUCUCGCUUUAUUUAAUGUACUACCCGAUAUAAUAUCACGUCUAUCAAUGAAUAAUAUAUGUUCAACUGAUUCAUUUCAACAAAUUAUUUCCUAUCUCUUUUCAUUUAUUAAAAAUGAUCGUCAUUGUGAAAUAUUAGUUAAACGCCUUUGUCGACAAUUUAAACAAGCAUGUGGCGAUGAUCGAAAACGUGCAAAUAUUGCAUUUUGCCUGAGUAAACUUAAUAUAAAAACAUUAGCAUCAUAUCGUAUACUAAAAGAAAAUUUUCCGAAUACCGUUGAAACGAAUGAAAACAAUGAAGAUGAUUAUGAUCAAGAAGAACAUUUAGCAUGGAAAAAAUAUCUUAUGCCUGUGCUUAAUGAUAUUGAACGACGUUUAAAGCCAGCGGAACUCAAUUCUUCCAAACCUUGCUUAUCUUCAUCGACACCGAAACGCAAAGUCGAUCGAUUAUCUUAA
Molecule: messenger RNA, 3816 nt
Organism: Rotaria socialis
Lineage: Eukaryota; Metazoa; Rotifera; Eurotatoria; Philodinida; Philodinidae
Source: the annotation of a GenBank genome assembly